AUGGCUACUACUACCAAAGUCAAUGGCCAACAAGGCCCGGGCCGUUCAACAAAGCAACAAGCCCUAGACGAUCUGGUUAUGGCUACAAACAGCAGUAGUAUCGUAUCCAAACGGAGUGUAGAGCGCAUCUACUAUCCAAACGAGCCUCACUUCUUUCGUUUCUUUGUAAAGAAGUUCCAGCGGCGAGCUCCGUUAAUCAAUCGAGGCUAUUAUAUUCGACUACAUGUAAUUGACGUUGCUGUUCGUCGAUUCCUCGAAAGGCCUUCAGAGAAGAAGAAGGUCGUCAUAAAUCUAGGCUGUGGAAGUGACGUGCUCCCAUGGCAGUGUAUGACCAGAUACCCUGACAAAUGUCAAAAUGCCAAAUUCGUGGACAUUGAUUUUCCUGACUUGAUAGAAAAGAAAUGCCGGAUCGUCCAGGACACUCCCGAGCUCAGAUCUCCAUUAACUGGGCUGAAAACGAAUGUAGGAAACCAUGUAGUACUACAGAGCGAUCAGUAUGUCGAGAUUGGUUGUGACCUUCGUAACAUCUCCGAUAUAGAACGAGCGCUUUCAACUGUUGUUGAUAUAGCUCGCUGCGAGUUCAUGUUCGUGGCAGAGGUCUCCAUUACAUAUAUGGAAACCGAAGGCGCAAAUUCAGUCAUUCAAUGGGCUAGCACUCUUGGGCAAGCCGAGUUCUGUCUACUCGAGCAAAUUAUUCCAGACGGCGAGGAUAAUCCGUUUGCAAAGACGAUGCUGGCGCAUUUUGAGAAGUUGAAAACUCCUCUGAAAUCUGUUUUCAACUACCCAGAUAUCAAUACCCAGCGGGAUCGCUUCGUCAAAAGGGGCUGGUCACAGGUCAAUGUUGACACUCUCUGGCAAAUAUGGGCCGAUGACCAAUGGCUUUCGGCAGAUGAGAGGAGAAAGCUCGACGAGAUUGAGCCCUUUGAUGAAUGGGAAGAGUUUGCAAUUUUUGCUGCUCAUUACUGCGUGGUUAUCGCCAAGACAAAUCCGGUAACAACUCAAACGGCUACCAGCAUCUCCAGGGAUCUUAAGAGCUUCGAGGCCCCUAUAUUGUCCUUAGACGCCGACUUCAGAGAAUAUUCUGGUACUCGCGGGCAACGCCGAUUUGGGGCUGCGAUGAAGUUAAAGAACCACCUAGGAGAAGAGUUAUUAUCUAACACGUUCGGACUUGGGACGAAUAGUCGAUUAAGAUCAUAUGAUCUCUAUGCUAGCGAGUCGACUCUACAAGAUGUCAAGACGCAUCAUACUGGUCCAAGUAGUCGCAUGUGCCAUACUAUUACGAACUUAGGCGAUUACGGAAACCUCCUGGUGGGAGGUAGGGCUUCUCCGUCAAGCGCUCUACGAGAUUGCUGGCUCCUCCAUAAAGGGAGCAAUAAAUGGCAACGGGUAGAUGACCUCCCAAUACCAUUAUAUCGGCACGGAAUAACAAGACUCGGCAAUUCAGAGCUCGCUCUUUUAGUCGGAGGUAAAUAUGACGCAUCAUCCAUUUUUAAUGGGUGCCUCCUCUAUCGACCAGGCUUGGGUUGGAUUGAGUGCGAGAUUCAGGGGUCAGAAUAUGAACCAGUUUUUGGCAGCCUGUUAGCUAGUCUUGGAGGACCAACCCAUUCCACGGCAAACGAUGGUAUCCAAUUUGAUGGUAUGAUGGCAGGUGGUAUCUCUCGAGAUGGCAUUAUUGCUAAGCAGAUUUUGCGAUGGGCUUUGGUACUUCCAGAAAAUGGCAAGCCUAUAAUCUCAUUUACAGUUUUAUCGACUUCAAAUCCUCUUAAUUCGCCGACACUGGAGAUGCGUAAAGUCAAUAAUCCCGAUGAUCUAAUCAACCGCUACGGUGCCUCUGGCUUUAUUUCUCCGGAAGGAUAUCUGACUAUAAUUGGGGGCAUCGUCGCAAAUGACAUAGUCACUCGAGAUCUUGACGUCCUGAUUAUAGAUAUCUCCGGCCUGCAUUAUAAAUCGUUUCCGCUUGCCAGAUCGCAGGGAAUAUGGAAACACUCAAGAAUUGUCGAACUUACGGAAGAGGUAGAACGGAAUCAUGCCUCGACUUCUUCAAACGGGGAGGCUGUGGAGAAGGUCGACAUACCUAGGCUUCAGAUCAACACAGCAGAUGAAUUUUCGGCAGUGCUAAAGGCUGGGAAACCUGUGGUUUUCGAGGCAAGCCAAUUAGGAAAUUGUACCCAGACCUGGACAUCAGACUAUAUCGUGAAACAACUCGGUCCUGGUAGAGAGGUUGUUGUUCAUGAAGCCGAUAGCCAGAAGAUGGAUUUUAACAGUAAGAAUUUUACGUAUGUCACGAAGAAAUUUGGAGACAUCAUGCAGGGAAUCUCAGAUGGUCAAAAGCUAUAUCUACGUGCCCUUUCAGGAGAUCACCCAUCUGAUCAGCCGGCUAAUAUCAAAAUCGACUUCCCGCAACUAGCCGAGGAUUUCCAACUUCCCAAUGCGCUCUCAUUUGUAAAACAGAACGAAUUUAGUUCCGUGUUGCGGAUCACUGGGCCAGUUAAUAUGUGGCUUCAUUACGACGUUAUGGCGAACGUAUAUUGCCAAAUAGUGGGCUCCAAAAGAUUCAUCUUAUUCCCGCCGACAGAUGUUACCAAGCUCUCGUUUGCUCCAGGUUCAUCUAGCUCGAGUAUAGAUGUAUUUUCUGAACUUGAAUCAUCUUCUCUUGCCGAAACACAUCCUCACGAGGCUGUACUGAAGCCUGGCGAUAUACUGUUCCUCCCACCUCUUUGGCUGCAUACUGCAACUCCAUUGAGUAAUUUAGGGGUCGCUGUUAACGUCUUCUUCCGUAACCUUGAAAACGGUUACUCGAGUGGAAGGGAUGUGUAUGGAAACCGGGAUCUUGCGGCUUACGAAAAGGGCCGUCAAGAUCUUACACGCAUCGCAAACAGCUUCGGUAAGCUACCGUCUGAUAUGCGGGACUUUUACAUCAAGCGUUUAGCAGACGAACUCGCCCAGAAAGCACUUGACUAA
This is a messenger RNA of Daldinia childiae, 2961 nucleotides long. RefSeq names its product tRNA wybutosine-synthesizing protein 4. The coding region runs from base 1 to 2961 and encodes 986 amino acids. Gene Ontology annotation, biological process: wybutosine biosynthetic process; tRNA methylation. Lineage: Eukaryota; Fungi; Ascomycota; Sordariomycetes; Xylariales; Hypoxylaceae. The transcript has 8 exons. The record is from RefSeq and is a predicted model, not a curated record. Gene Ontology annotation, molecular function: protein binding; tRNA methyltransferase activity.